Messenger RNA from Xiphias gladius (swordfish), 2158 nucleotides. RefSeq names its product MFNG O-fucosylpeptide 3-beta-N-acetylglucosaminyltransferase (gene mfng). The record is from RefSeq and is a predicted model, not a curated record. NCBI's taxonomy places the organism in Eukaryota, Metazoa, Chordata, Actinopteri, Istiophoriformes, Xiphiidae. The coding region runs from base 514 to 1569 and encodes 351 amino acids. The transcript has 9 exons. Gene Ontology annotation, biological process: regulation of Notch signaling pathway. Gene Ontology annotation, molecular function: O-fucosylpeptide 3-beta-N-acetylglucosaminyltransferase activity. Gene Ontology annotation, cellular component: membrane.
CCGGUGGGGUACGGUGAUGUGAAGGGGAGGGGUCGGGAUACAGAGGUGGCCCUUCCGCACUGUCAUCCCGUCGGUGCCUGUGUCAAUCUCCUGCCCUCAGUCCUGUCUUGCAGGUGCGUCAGGCAGUGCCGCGGUUUGAUUCCGUCUUGACACCAGCGACGAGCGGGGUGGGCAGAGCCGCGCUUGCGACCGAGUCAAAUAUAUCCCGGUGACAGCGGCUUUUGCGCAGAAAACGAGAGGAGACGGGGCCGGUGCUGCGCCGCUGGUUUCCAAAAAAACAGGUGGGAUUUCGAAACGUUGGCGCCUCCGCGACUCCAACUUACCCCGACAAGCGGUCUGCAGUGCGUGAAAUUAAGAUUUAACUAAUGAGGAACAGCGACGAAAAACGCUUUGAAGAAGGAAGAGAAGGUAACGGGGAAACGAAAUUAGACCCCCAAAAAACCAGGAACAUUAAGGAACCAAGAACAUGGUUUUAAUACAUUGUGGAACCUGAAUAACUUUUUUGGUUCUACAAUGCAUAAGCGAUGGAUGCGUCGCAGGCUGCCAGCUUUGAUCUUCACCUUCUUCAUUUUUGUCUACGUGGAUUUUCAACUAUGCACCAGCAACCCUCCAAAACUCCGAGUGGUCCACGACCCGUCCGCCGGUGCGCUCCAUCGCGCCAUCCAGCAGGCUCCCCCCGCGGCCAACGAGGCGCAGGCGCUGGUUGGCAACGGCAGCGGCGCGCACGGCGGACACCCAGCCGCUGGGGCUGCGAUCGUAACCCCGCCGAGGCUGAGGCAGGAGGACAUCUUCAUCGCCGUGAAGACCACCGGGAGGUUCCACAAGACGCGCCUGGCGCUCCUCCUGGAGACGUGGAUCUCCAGAACCAAGGCGCAUACGUUUAUUUUUACAGACACAGAGGAGGAGGACUUAAGUUCAGAAGGUUACAACAUGGUGGUAACAGGCUGUCAGUCAGAUCACAGCCAGCAGGCUCUGUCCUGCAAGAUGUCUGCCGAAUAUGACGGCUUCAUGGCCUCAGACAAAAGGUGGUUUUGUCACGUGGAUGAUGAUAACUAUUUGAACCUGGAGGCCCUCCUCUCGCUGCUCUCGGCCUUCCCCCAGGAAGGCGACAUCUAUGUGGGCAGACCCAGCCUGGACAAGCCCAUCACUGCUCAUGAACUUCUGGAGGGAAACGCAACGAGGGAGGUGCGGUUCUGGUUUGCUACAGGAGGAGCGGGUUUCUGUCUGAGUCGGCGGCUGGCGGAGAAGAUGGCUCCGUGGGCCAGUGGUUCCCAGUUCGAGAAGACUUCGGCGACCAUCCGUCUCCCUGACGACUGUACGGUGGGCUUUAUCGUGGAGAAGAGGCUGGGCAUCUCUAUGGUCCACUGUCCUUUAUUCCACUCCCACCUGGAGAACCUGCUGCUCAUCAGCCACAGAAGCAUCCCACACCAGGUGACACUGAGCUAUGGGAUGUUUGAGAACAAGAUGAACAGCAUCGAGGUGAAAGGAGGCUUCUCUAAAGAGGAGGACCCCUCCAGGUUUAAGACUGUCCACUGCAUGUUGUAUCCGUUCACCAGCUGGUGUCCUUGAGCUCUUAAAAGACCUCCAUGAACACAUGGGACGAGACUGUCGACCCUGGCCGGAUGAAGGGCUUUUCCUUGGAGUCACACUGUGAGUCUAAGCGCAGAGAAAAAAACCGACGGACUCGGUUUGGUGGAACACUGUCGGAUGCAGAUACCAGAACUGGGGAGGCAGACAGUGUGGGUGAAGCCUUGGACAGUCGCUCUUAGUCCUGCUCUGUCUGCUCAUAAGGCUGAUCUGAUGGACACUUAUCUGCCCAGAACACAGGUUACACAGAGAGUCUCGUCUAUGACGUGAAAAAGGCCUUCUCUUCUUCACCUCUGUGUCACAAACAGACUGUUGCAUGAGGGAAAUGGUGAAUUUCUGGAGUGAAGCACUUGAGACAAGGCACAACUUGUACUUUUUACUGAAACUUCAUCAGCUUGUUUUGUUGACAAAUGGCAUAAAAAUGAAAUGAAAUUGUUCGUAUUUUGAAAUUUUACACAGAUUUCUGUGCAUUAUGUUUUAAUUAAAGUUUGAUCUAUCCUGUGUUCACUUUAUUAUUUCUUUAUAAUCAUUGAAUUGUCAACAUUUUUGAAGUUGCUGAUGAUUAAAACGC